Messenger RNA from Lichtheimia ornata, 1335 nucleotides. RefSeq lists its product as uncharacterized. Gene Ontology annotation, cellular component: NuA4 histone acetyltransferase complex; SWI/SNF complex. Gene Ontology annotation, molecular function: chromatin binding. Gene Ontology annotation, biological process: regulation of transcription by RNA polymerase II. The record is from RefSeq and is a predicted model, not a curated record. Bases 1 to 1335 code for a protein of 444 amino acids. The transcript has 9 exons. Lineage: Eukaryota; Fungi; Mucoromycota; Mucoromycetes; Mucorales; Lichtheimiaceae.
AUGGUCACCUAUGGUGGAGACGAGGUCAAUGCGCUUGUGUUUGACAUGGGCACCUCAUCGACACGCGCUGGCUACGCCGGUGAAGAUACACCCAGAGUCAUGUUCCCAACUUCGUAUGGUUUCGUGAAAGAAGAAUCUUCAGCAAACGACAAUACAACUUCUGGCGAUGGCGAUGUGACCAUGGGUGAAGCGUCAACCACGACAGAUGCAGCACGCAAAAACCAAUACUACAUUGGCGACAACAAGAUCAACAGCUGGCGAAAGAACAUGGAGAUCCGGAAUCCCAUGACGGAUGGCAUUGUAUCGGAUUGGGAUGCUGUUGAGCAGAUUUGGAACACAACCUUCCGUGACAUGUUACGAGUCAACCCUUCAGAGCACCCAUUACUCUGCACCGAGCCAGCAUGGAAUACAGUGGAAAACAGAGAAAAGAUGAUGGAAUUGGCCUUUGAAAAGUUUGAAUUUCCUGCAUUUUAUCUUGCCAAGGAUGCCGUCAUGACAGCCUUUUCUGUUGGACGCGCCACAGCACUUGUACUUGAUUCUGGAGGUGGCAUGACAAGUGCUGUACCUGUUUACGAUGGCUAUGUUCUCAAAAAGGGUAUCUUGCGUCAACCUAUUGCUGGUAACCUGGUUUCCGAACAACUCCUCGACAUGCUCAAAACCGAUUUGAACGUUGAUAUCACACCUCAAUACGAGAUCACCAGUAAAAAGCCGGUAGAACAAGGCCAACCACCUCAAGUUGAGAAACGUGUACGCCCUGAUACAGACUCCAGCUUCCACGACUAUCAAGUGCGACGAGUGAUCCAUGAAUUCAAGGAAUCGGUUUGCCAAGUAUCCGAAGUCACCUAUGAUGAGGGCAUCAUGGGGUCUCGCCCACAAAAGCCUUUUGAAUUCCCAGACGGAUACAACAACAUGUUUGGGGUAGAAAGAUACAAGAUCCCUGAAUCACUUUUCCAACCACAGCAGUUCUUACGCAAGCCCGUACCAGGAAUUACUCAACAACAAAUCGAUUCCAGCCUUGGCAUGCAUCAUCUGAUAUUUAGCAGUAUCAACAAUUGCGAUAUUGAUCUUCGACCUUUACUAUUCAACAACAUUGUCGUCACGGGUGGAAAUUCAUUGUUCCCUGGUUUCAAUGAAAGAUUGAACUACGAGUUACCUAUGUUGGCCCCAGGAAGCAAAGUCAAGAUCCACGCAGUUGGCAACCAAACAGAGCGCAAAUGCAGCAGCUGGCUUGGUGGCUCUAUUCUUGCAUCUUUGGGUACCUUCCAUCAACUUUGGAUUUCAAAACAAGAAUACGAGGAACAUGGUGCAUCAAUUGUAGAGACAAAAUGCCAAUAA